AUGUCUCAUUGCACUAAACUCUCCAGCCACUGGAAGAUCAUUAUUUGGGAUGAGGAGUGCUUCCAGGGCCGCCGGCAUGAAUUCACAGCAGAAUGCUACAAUACCAUGGAGUGUGGAUUUGAAACCGUGCGCUCGAUGAAGGUGGAAAGUGGAGCCUGGGCGGGUUAUGAACACUCGGGCUUCCAGGGUCAACAGUUCGUCCUGGAGAGAGGCGAGUAUCCACGCUGGGAGAGCUGGAGUGGCAGCAAUUCCUACCACACCGAGAGGCUGACCUCUUUCCGACCGAUCGCCUGCGCUAAUCACCGUGAAUGCAGGAUGACCAUGUUUGAGAGGGAGAACUUCCUGGGCAGGAAGGGGGAGCUGAGCGACGACUACCCUUCUCUACAGGCCAUGGGUUGGUGCAACAAUGAAGUCGGAUCCUUCCGUGUCCACUCUGGCGCGUGGGUGUGCUACCAGUACCCUGGUUACCGUGGCUACCAGUUCAUCAUGGAGUGUGACCGUCACUGUGGAGAAUACAAGCACUGGCGGGAGUGGGGCUCCCAUGCACAGACCUUCCAAAUCCAAUCCAUCCGCAGGAUCCAACAGUAG
Pristis pectinata (smalltooth sawfish) is the source of this 588-nucleotide messenger RNA. RefSeq names its product crystallin, beta A4 (gene cryba4). The record is from RefSeq and is a predicted model, not a curated record. Bases 1 to 588 code for a protein of 195 amino acids. The transcript is spliced from 5 exons. Gene Ontology annotation, biological process: lens development in camera-type eye; visual perception. Lineage: Eukaryota; Metazoa; Chordata; Chondrichthyes; Rhinopristiformes; Pristidae. Gene Ontology annotation, molecular function: structural constituent of eye lens.